Messenger RNA from Sinocyclocheilus rhinocerous, 1407 nucleotides. Its product is annotated as protein APCDD1-like. Gene Ontology annotation, molecular function: Wnt-protein binding. The coding region runs from base 1 to 1407 and encodes 468 amino acids. The transcript is spliced from 6 exons. Gene Ontology annotation, biological process: negative regulation of Wnt signaling pathway. Gene Ontology annotation, cellular component: plasma membrane. Lineage: Eukaryota; Metazoa; Chordata; Actinopteri; Cypriniformes; Cyprinidae. The record is from RefSeq and is a predicted model, not a curated record.
AUGGCUGUGUGUGUCCUGAUGAUGAUGAUGAUGAUGGUGUUUGGUUGUGUGAAGGGCUCGUCUCCUCGUCUGGCUCUAGAGAAGAGUCUCGUCUGGCCGUCCAAAGACACACGGUGUCUCCACAUGCUGAAACACCUGCAGAACGGUGCUCGCAUCACUGUACAGAUGCCACCCAACAUCCAGGGACACUGGGUCUCCACAAGCUGUGAGGUUCGUCCCGGUCCGGAGUUCAUCACUCGCUCGUACCGUUUCUUUCACAACAACACGUUUCAGGCACAUCAGUUCUACUACGCAGACAAUCAGUGCACCGCGCCGAGCUACACGCUGCUGAUCCGGGGCCGGCUGCGUCUGCGCCAGGCGUCCUGGAUCGUCCGAGGCGGCACCGAGGCCGACUAUCAGAUCCACGGCACACGUCUGGUGUGUCACUCGGCGUCUGCGGCCCGAGAGCUCGCUCAGCGGCUGAAGCACAGCUGCAGGGAUCUGGGCUCCUGGCUGCCGAACGUGAGCUACGAGCUGUGGAGCGACUGCGGCUGCGGCUGCGCACUGAACGUCUCCAUGCACGAGCUGCAGCUGCUGCGGCUGGAGAAGCAGUAUCUGCAUCACAGUCUGGAUCAGCCGCUGGAGGAGCUUUAUCUGGGAGACAUUCACACCGAAGCGGCGCAGAGGAUGCUCUACAGACCCUCCAGCUACCAGCCCGCGCUGCAGAACACACAGAAUCAGGAUCUCAGCUGCGUGGUCUGCCGCAUCGUCUCGAGCUCAGACGAGUUUGAUCCGCCGGUUCUCCCGCCGCGGCCCGAGCUGACGGUGACUCUGAGGGGCCAGUGGGCUUCCCGCCGCUGCGAGGUCCGGCCCACGGUUCUGUUCCUCACGCGACACUUCAUCUUCCACGAGGAUAACCACACCUGGGAGGGUCACUACUAUCACUACUCUGACCCGGCCUGCAGACACCCCACCUUCAGCCUGUUCGCCCGCGGACGCUACAGUCGCGGCCUGCGCUCCACACGCGUCAUGGGCGGCACCGAGUUUGUGUUCAGAGGUCAGAGUUCAACUCAUUUAACAGAAAAACUCCUUACAAACACGAAUCAGGAUCUCAGCUGCGUGGUCUGCCGCAUCGUCUCGAGCUCAGACGAGUUUGAUCCGCCGGUUCUCCCGCCGCGGCCCGAGCUGACGGUGACUCUGAGGGGCCAGUGGGCUUCCCGCCGCUGCGAGGUCCGGCCCACGGUUCUGUUCCUCACGCGACACUUCAUCUUCCACGAGGAUAACCACACCUGGGAGGGUCACUACUAUCACUACUCUGACCCGGCCUGCAGACACCCCACCUUCAGCCUGUUCGCCCGCGGACGCUACAGUCGCGGCCUGCGCUCCACACGCGUCAUGGGCGGCACCGAGUUUGUGUUCAGAGUUUGA